AUGCCACCGGCCCAUCAGCCGUUCCUAUUCGCUCCACCUCCCCAGCCGUCACCUAUACCUCUCCAGGCCCCACAGCCAACUUUGGCCCUGCCGCAGCAGAGAACGCCAACACCGUCUGAGACGGAAGCAGUGCCACGUCGCUCCUUCUUACAUCAAGGUAAUAACCCUAUAAUAACCCCCCUUCUUCUUCGUUUCAAAGCGGUGGACCUGAAAUACAUCAAACAAAUCUACCAUGGGACGUUCGAUGUUAAACACCUCAACAAGCUAUCCAAUAGCUUCAUUAACCGCCUCGCUGGCGGCGAUGAGGAGACCAAGAGACUCAAGGAGCUGCUUCGAUGCUUCGAGGUCUAUAGCCAAAUCAUAUGUUUCUUUGCCCAUAAAACAGUUGCCCUACCCCUUCAAGAAGCCCUAUCGGACUACCGCUGCUACAUUUCUGACCUAUCAACUACCUAUACCUUCCAAUCGGUACGCCAUUUCCACGAGAUCUUCGUUUAUGGUAGGAUUCAGCUUUGUCAAGACGAUGCCCAUGCAUAG
This is a messenger RNA of Letharia columbiana, 534 nucleotides long. RefSeq lists its product as uncharacterized. The coding region runs from base 1 to 534 and encodes 177 amino acids. NCBI's taxonomy places the organism in Eukaryota, Fungi, Ascomycota, Lecanoromycetes, Lecanorales, Parmeliaceae. The transcript has a single exon. The record is from RefSeq and is a predicted model, not a curated record.